GAUAGGAUAAGAUUAGAUUAAAUUAAGAUAUAAACAUGCCUGACAUUGACGGAAGACUAGUUACUAGUACAACGAUUAUAACUAUCUCGGAGAAAAAGCUACGGUGUUCUCCUCCUCGUCGUUAAUCUCUCUCCGACCACCUGGAAAAAGGAAAAGAAAAAAAAACCGCAAAAACACAGGGAGCUCUCGUUCCCCUAAAUUCAAAACCCUAAAACUUCGAUCUCAAUCAAUUUUCGCAAUUGAUCGCCAAAAGAGAAGACACAAAAAGGGAAUGGACACCCACUCCUCUCACGGCGCUGGGCCCCUCCGUUCCCGGAGCUCGCAGUCCCCUUCUCCCUCUCACUCGGCCUCCGCCUCCGCCACCUCUUCCAUCCACAAGCGCAAGCUCGCGUCUGAAGACCACGCGCCACCCUUUCCCCCUUCCUCCUUCUCCGCCGAGACCCGCGACGGCGCUCUCACUUCCAACGACGACCUCGAGAGCAUCUCCGCCCGCGGCGCAGACUCAGAUUCCGACGCUGACGACUCCGAGGACGCAGUCGUCGACGACGACGAGGACGACUACGACAAUGACUCCUCCAUGCGCAACUUCACCGCCUCCAGGCUCGACGGAAGUGCUGGCGCCGGUGGAGCCUCUGCACCGCGCAACACCAAGCUCAAGACCGAAAACUCAGUCACCGUGAAGAUUGAGAGCUCCGACGGUGUCAACAAGGACGCUGGCGUAGCUGGAAAUUCCGCCGCCGUGGGCACAGUUGCCACCGCCGGAUCCGUCCCCGGUAUCGUGGUGAAGGAAGAUGUUAGCAAGAUAUUUACGGAUAAUUUGCAGACGAGUGGAGCUUACAGUGCGAGAGAAGAGAGUCUGAAGAAAGAGGAGGAAGCGGGAAGGCUCAAAUUUGUGUGCUACUCAAAUGACGGUGUUGAUGAGCAUAUGGUUUGGUACUGCUUCUCAGACAUUUUUCUGCGUUGUUCUUAUAUGUUAAUAGGAUUGAAGAAUAUAUUUGCUAGGCAACUUCCCAAUAUGCCAAAGGAGUACAUUGUCCGACUUGUUAUGGAUAGGAGCCAUAAGUCUGUAAUGGUUAUAAGGCGGAAUCAUGUUGUUGGAGGCAUUACAUAUCGGCCAUAUGUAAGCCAGAAGUUUGGUGAGAUAGCCUUUUGUGCAAUUACAGCUGAUGAGCAAGUAAAAGGUUAUGGUACUAGAUUGAUGAAUCACUUAAAACAGCAUGCACGUGAUGUAGAUGGGCUGACACAUUUUUUAACUUAUGCUGACAACAAUGCUGUUGGAUAUUUUAUCAAACAGGGAUUUACGAAGGAGAUUCACUUGGAGAAAGAUAGAUGGCAAGGGUAUAUAAAAGACUAUGAUGGAGGAAUUCUCAUGGAAUGCAAGAUUGAUCCAAAGCUCCCUUAUAUCGAUCUAUCAACAAUGAUUCGUCGUCAACGACAGGCUAUUGAUGAAAAGAUCAGAGAGUUGUCAAAUUGUCACAUUGUUUAUGCUGGCAUUGAUUUUCAGAAGAAAGAAGCUGGAAUUCCUAAAAAAAUUGUCAAAGUUGAGGACAUCCCUGGAUUGAGAGAGGCUGGUUGGACCCCUGAUCAGUGGGGUCAUUCAAGAUUCAGACUAAGCAACGCUACAGACAAUGCUACAAAUAUGAAGCAUUUGACAGCGUAUAUGCGUUCCCUUCUGAAGUCAAUGCAUGAUCAUACUGAUGCUUGGCCAUUCAAGGAACCAGUUGAUGCACGAGACGUUCCUGAUUAUUAUGACAUAAUUAAAGAUCCAAUAGAUCUGAAGACAAUGACUAAGAGGGUGGAAUCAGAACAAUAUUAUGUGACAUUUGAGAUGUUUGUUGCUGAUGUGAAGAGAAUGUUUCAGAAUGCACGCACAUAUAACUCUCCUGAAACCAUAUAUUACAAAUGUGCUACAAGGUUAGAAUUACAUUUUCAGAGUAAAGUGACAUCGGGUGUCCAAUCUGGUACCAAAAUUCAGUAGGGAUGCAGUAUGCACAUACAAAAAUUGGAUAAAAACAUAUCCCUUAUUCUAUGAUGUAAUCAUGUUUAUUUUCACAAGAGUAAUUCUCCAUAUCCAAGCAAUUUUAUAUCCAAGUUCAUCCAAUCAGUGAUUUGAGUUACGCGUUUCUUUUUCCCGUUUUCUUCUCCUUCUGCGCUUCUUCUUCUUCUUCUCUUCCUCCUCCUUUUUUUAUUAUUUUUCAAUUUCGUUACCGUCAUCACCAACACCACCUCUUCUUCUUCCUCUUUCUUCUCCUAUUGGAAUUUGUCUCCUUUUUCAUCCUUCUCCUCUAUCAUCAUCAUCAUCAUUAUAAUCAUCGUCAUCGUCAUUGUUUUCUUCUAAUACGUAUCAUCGUUAUCGUUAUCAUCGAAUUUGAAUUUAUAUAAUCGACAAUUUUCGGUUCAUUUGAUAUUAUACAAUGGUUUCGUUUUGAGCUAAUUUUUGGUUCAUUCGAGAUGUAAGGGUUUUUGAAUUCGAACUUAUAUAAUGGACCAUUUUUGGUUCAUUUGGGAUUAUAUAAUAGUUUCGUUUUGAUAAUAAUUUCGGUUCAUUCGAUCACCACAGAAAAAUUAGAAUCAAUAAAAAUGUUAAAAAAUAUUAGUGGUGUUGGUGAUGACGAUAAUGAUGAUGGAGGAGGAAGAAGAAAAGAAAGGAGGAGAUUAAAGAAAUUCAAAUAAAAAGGAAAUAGGAUGAGGAGGAGAUGGAUGUGGUAGUAUGGUGGUGGUGACGAUGACGAUAAUGAAAAAAAGAUGAAGAAAAAAGAGAAGGAGAAGAAGAAGCAGGAGGAGGAGGAAGAAGAUGAAGAGGAGGAGAAAGAAGAAGAAGACAAAAUCCUCCGAAUUGGAUGAACUUAGAUGUAAAAUUGCUUAGAUGUGUAGUGAAAUUUUUUUCAUAAUUAAUCAUCCAUGUGAAUAGUAGUUGUGAGUGUGACUUUU
This is a messenger RNA of Arachis ipaensis, 2931 nucleotides long. It is a transcript of the gene HAG1, whose product is annotated as histone acetyltransferase of the GNAT family 1. Gene Ontology annotation, molecular function: histone H3 acetyltransferase activity; protein binding. Lineage: Eukaryota; Viridiplantae; Streptophyta; Magnoliopsida; Fabales; Fabaceae. Gene Ontology annotation, biological process: chromatin remodeling; positive regulation of transcription by RNA polymerase II. The record is from RefSeq and is a predicted model, not a curated record. Gene Ontology annotation, cellular component: histone acetyltransferase complex.